GUCAGGGUGAUGCUCGUCCACGUGUCAGAGCGAUUUAAAAAGUUUGGGCAGGGAGCGGGGCACGGACACGGCGGGCAGGAACAACAGGGCACCGCGGGCAUGGCGCAGCUCUGCCAGCAGCAGCUUCCUGCGGCCAUCCCCCCGCGCGGCCCGGGCAGCGGCGGGGGGCUGCCGGGGUCCCCGCUUCUCUUGCUUCUCUUCCUCCUCGCAUCCUCCGCGCGUGUCUGCAAAGGUGUUCCGAUGCCAUCCCAAGUGUUGGAGGCAGAGCAGGAACUGCAGCUGUGGAAGGAGAUAGAUGAUGCCUGUUCCACCUACAUGUCCGCAGAUUCUCAGCCUCAGGUGUCCAGUACACUGGAAGAACUUUGUUUUUUGGUCAUGGGAUUUCUCCAGAAGCCACAGGGCUUAGAUGAAAAAGACAACAUGAAAAGGUUCUUAUUUCAUUAUUCUAAGACUCAUGACUCAGGAAACUCAGAUGUCAGGUCGUCUGUCCUGCAUCCUUUGCUGCAACUCGUUCCCCAGCUUAAUGAGAGAAGACUGAAGAGAUACAAAGUGGACGAGGAUCUUCAAGGAGCUGGAGGGAUUCAAAGUAGAGGAUACUUUUUCUUCAGGCCACGUAAUGGGAAGAGAUCAGUGGAUUUUCACUAA
Molecule: messenger RNA, 645 nt
Organism: Phasianus colchicus (ring-necked pheasant)
Lineage: Eukaryota; Metazoa; Chordata; Aves; Galliformes; Phasianidae
Gene: NMU
Product: neuromedin U
Biological process (GO): positive regulation of smooth muscle contraction; neuropeptide signaling pathway; positive regulation of synaptic transmission
Cellular component (GO): terminal bouton
Molecular function (GO): neuromedin U receptor binding
Source: RefSeq, a predicted model, not a curated record